This is a messenger RNA of Suillus bovinus, 1322 nucleotides long. Its product is annotated as ribonuclease H-like domain-containing protein. The record is from RefSeq and is a predicted model, not a curated record. Gene Ontology annotation, biological process: DNA replication, removal of RNA primer. NCBI's taxonomy places the organism in Eukaryota, Fungi, Basidiomycota, Agaricomycetes, Boletales, Suillaceae. Gene Ontology annotation, molecular function: nucleic acid binding; RNA-DNA hybrid ribonuclease activity; magnesium ion binding. The transcript is spliced from 5 exons. Bases 238 to 1032 code for a protein of 264 amino acids.
CGAUUUCGACUGGUUCAAUCUGGGUUCAAUCGAUUCACCAAUCCUGGCUAAGAUCAUUCCAUUCAGAGCGUGCGGAGUUCGACAGUCUUCAAUAAAGGCCAUUCUUCUUCCAAGAUCGAGACCCUUCCAUACUACCACGGGCCAGUCUUGCAGUGCCCCAGUCAACAGUAUGCCUAAAGCUCAGAAAACAGCAUAUUAUGCCGUGCGUAAAGGACGUACGCCAGGGAUAUACCCAACAUGGAAUGCGAGGCCCAAGUGAAAAACUUCCCCGGUGCUGCCUACAAGAAGCUCGCCACCGAAACAGAAGCCCUUGCGUUUAUGACCACAGACUCACAGCUCAACCCUCCUUCAAGACCGUCCUCGUCUGCGGUAUUGCCUCCUGCCAUAAGUCCGCCACGGAGCGUGGCGUCAACAUCGUCGACAUUCCGCCCUUCGACUGCUGUUGUUGCGAAUGUCAAAGAAGAGAUUGGCUAUGAUGUUGUCUAUUCUGAUGGUGCAUGUAAAGGAAACGGACAACCUGGUUCGGUUGCGGGUGUGGGCGUGUGGUGGGGUUGGAACGAUCCCAGAAACAUCGCCGAACGAUGUCCUGGAGAUCAAACAAACAAUAGGGCAGAACUCAUUGCAAUCGUUCGGACAUUGGAGACCGCGCCAUUCUCCCAACGUCCGCUCAUGAUCAAAACAGACUCAAAGUAUUCCAUACAAUGCUUUGAAUCCUGGUUUUCAAAGUGGAGUGCAAACGGCUUUCGAGCGGCUAACGGCCAACCUGUCAAGAACGCUGAACUGAUCAGGUACUUGGCAGCACUGCUCUACGCCCGGGAAAGGGCAGGACCGAAAGUUGUGUUCAAGCAUGUCAGAGGUCACGUUGGAAUCGAAGGCAACGAGUGCGCCGACCGAUUAGCUAACGAUGGUACUCUAAAACCAGAGCUGCCGGAACGGGAUUGGGAGCAGCUAAUCCUUGACUUGGAAAAGAAGCCAACGACCUCAAGGAUGAUGCCCGAGCCAGUCAAGGUAACAGGCAAGCUAGUCACAUAGUAUGAUGUGGCUAAGCCAAUUCCAUUGAAGUCACACACAUCUACGUCGCGACAGGCCACUGCCAUAUCUAUUGGCUCCUCUAGCAGGCUUUCACGGCCAACACGUGUUGCACUUCCUCCAAGAGAACCUACGCCCGAACCAGUGUGCCUCAGUCAAGCAGAGUUAGACGUCAGUAGUCAUUUCAGGGUCUUAUUGCGCUCACAAUUACGUGUCCAGGCCUAUGCAAGCUGCCUCCUGGAGAUAGAUGACUUGGAAUCGGAUUUAGGCUGACUUUCGGAGUUUGCCCUAUA